CCCGGCGCGGCCCUAGCUAGCUAGCUCGUCUCGCCGCGGCGCGCGCCUAUAUAUAUAAAGAACGUCCCUUUCAAAUUCGAAUAUUCGCAGCAUUCGAUCGCAAGCAGCCGGCCCGACCGGCGUCGCGAACGAAAGUGCAAAUGGAAAACAGAGAGUAUUCAUGCGUAUUUUGGUCUAGAGAUGAAAGUGAUGCUGACUUAACAGACAUGGCGCAGAGAAAUUCGCAUGUGCCUGGUGUCACUGAUACAGCAGCUAGUAGGAAGAGGAAUGAUUCUUCUGAAGCAAACUUUUCAUCCUUGACCAACAAGCAGAAAACCAGCAUGUAUCAUAGUCAGAAAAAGAAAGGAGUGGUCACUAGCUCUGUGAUAAAGUCAAGCCUAAAAAGUGAAAAUCUAUCAAAGGUUAACAAGCAGAGUACCACAAAAGAACAACCUUCCCUGAAGGAUCUAAAACCAGAGGAUAAGAAGAGGAUUGCAAAUCUUAUCAAAGAACUUGCAAAGAUCGGGGAGGAGAAGGAAGUUGCCAAAGAACAGCUGGAAGUGGAGAGGAAAGAAAACGAGAUGAAGACCAGGAAUUUGCAAGCUCAGAUACAAGCUAUCUUAUGUGAACGAGAAAAUAUUCAGCAGCAGUACCUAGAAUGUCAGAAGCUUCUGUCAUCCUACCAAUCUAAGGUCUCUCAAGAACAGAAGAAUACCUCAGACCCAGUUCAUGAUGGUUCAUCAUCGCAAAAGGGACACAAGUCAAAAGAUGGCUGGUCUCCCUUGAAGGAGAGUGUCCGAACAAUAUCUCCAACAUCUGAUCAUCCUCCAUCAAAAGCAGACCAGGAAUUUGUGGAGCUGCAGUCUGUGCCUGUAUAUCCCAGUGAUGAGAAGAGCCGUUUUCCCAAAGACGACCUUACAGGACACAGACGGAGUGGUGGUCCUGAUGGGAGUUAUUCCACAAACAAGCAUGUGAUCUCUGAAAAGCAGUUCAAUCCAGUUUUGAGUAGUACACACCGGAAGCAUCACCGAUCCAGGAUUCCUUCAUCUGGUGCAGAAGACAUGAGAGCUGCCCAAAGUGGAAAUUCUUUAAAUGGGUUUCCAUCCCUACAAGCACAGAGACAUGGAGAGCCAAGCUUGAGUGACUCUCAUCACCUGUCAACUGUUCAUGGAUCCAACAGAAAGAUAUCAAGGAGCCAAGACACUUUCUUGCCCAUGACCGAAGUCACAGACGAUUCUGCAAUUACUCCUACAUUGCAUGCUCCAAGGCGAGAGAGAAGAGAAGUAAGGAAUAGCUCAGAAAGAACCUCCUGGGUAUCCUUGCCAGAGGUGGAUGGACAACCUGCAUACAGCUAUGAGCUCCAUGAGCAAGGGCCAGGAGCCAGUGAGACCUACAGUGGCUCUAUAUCUCACCAAAAGAGAGAGGAGAGAAAGGAUUAUCGCAGCCUGACACCAGAGCAAAGACAGCGACAACUUGGGUCAUUGAAAGAGAAGCUUCAGCAGGAACAGGAAUGGCUGCAGCAUAAACUACAAGAACAGGAACACUUGCUCCAUCAAAAGAGGUUCGAGAUAGAGAGGCAGAAGGAAGAACUAAGUCAGUUGGAAGACACAGGGUAUGAGCAAGUCAGGAGGAAGUAUCUCAGAGGCAGUGCUUGGGGGAAGCAGAGGGAACGCACAGGGGUAGGUGGGGAAGGCAGAUCAAGGUUUAAUGAUGUGGGUAAUGGUUUCCCAGAAGACCAAUAUCAUAGGGUGGUUCCUGGAGAAGGAAGAGAGGAUGUUACAUCGUCAUGGCAACAGCAUGGUUCUUGGGAUGAGGAGCAACCAUUAUCCACAAACUAUGACGAACCUAGGGAGAUGGCUCAACAAAACCUGACUGAAAGGAGAAGUCAGUUUGGCCAUAACCAGGAAGAAGGCAUUGCUGGUUAUGAGGACAAUUAUUACCAAGGUUACGAUGAAGAGGAUGAGGUGGAAGAUGCGGAGACUUGGUAUCAGAUGAGGAAAGAGACAGAAGGAGCAGAUAAUGGAGGAAGCAUUCAAGGUUAUGUAUCGCUACAUCCACAGCAGCCGAUAAGGAAACAAGGUGCCCUUCACCAAUCAGCAGCUGUUGAUACUGCCACCUCCCCUAUCUACCAGUCUCGUCACAACUCCGGUCUUAAGCACACUACAAAUUAUACUGAGGCAGGAAUGAAAAAGGGUUAUACUUCUGCUUCAAGGACAAGUGAGCCCCCCAAACAGUAUGGAAAUAUUUCAACUCUCUUGGAUGAAGAGGGAUUGACUGGUCUUUCAUUGAAUGGGUCUAAUCCACCAUACAUUAGACCAGAAUCGAAGUCUAGACCCGGGACAAACAUCACCACCACCAACCCCAACCUUAAGAGAAGAGGCAUCAUCCAACCACCGCACCAGACCCAUCUGCACUCUCAGGAUCAACCUGAGAGGAGAAUACAUUCAGCCGGUCAAGAUAGUGCGAGGGUGAGACAUAGAGCGGGAGAGGAGCUAUACAAACCCCAAUUACAAAGAGGAAAGGUUCAGGAUAUAAACAAACACCCCACACCAAGUCAAGCCCUGAGGGACUCUUCUCAGGAGAAAGGGUCAUUGCAUUCCUAUACAGAUGCUGCCAGAGAAGACGACGCCCUCCACGCACACCUAGUUCAAAGGUCACAUCAGGUCAUUCGGGAGAUUGGGAUGUUACUCAAUCAGAGUGCUGAGAUGGGAGAAGAGGAGGAGUCCAAGGUUCUAGAAGAUAUCUUCUUCCUCAAGUGAAUAUCUCUGAGAGGUUGAUUCAACUUAUACCCCAUCACACGGAAUCAGCAGGAAUCGAGCAGAACCAGCCGGAAUGAAGAACUUUCAAAAUUCGUGCCACAUUCGGGAAGGAAUUUGAAAUUUUCACUACUUUUGCAAAAAUGUCGUUCGAAUACUUAGAACAUCCUUGAUCCCGCCUCGAAUGAUUCUUGCACAUUCCGGGUGUAUUGACUGUCGAAUGCAGCUCGAAUACAGUCGGAACACAGGAAGAAUAUUAAGAAUGCUGUUAGAAUGCAGCAAGAAUAUUUAGAAUGCAGUCAGAGAGCAGUCAGAAUCCACUUCGAAUGUCGUUCGAUAUUUCUCCACUUCGAAAGUUUUGAACAUGAGCAAAACAUUCGGGCCGGUCACAAGAAUGGACCCGAAUGUCUGGAAUGCACUCAGAAUGCAGUCAGAAUUUUUAGAAUGCGCUUCGAAUAUCCAGGAAUGUACCAAGAAUUUUCAUUCCGACGGCAUUCCGGCUCAUUCCGCCUCUAGUGUGACGGGGGUUAAAAUCCCAGGAAGCAUAGCAGCCAUCAUUUUCAAAUUUGAAAUGGACUUGUGAUAUCAUGAUGUAGGCCUACAAUGAAACAAUAUGUCUGUAUUCAGAAUUGUGCUGAUGUCCUCAUUUUAUUCCCUUCAAACUUCAUACAUGGUUCCAAAUCCCUUCAGUAUGUUUUGUUAUUGAAACUACAGUUAUGUUGAUUGAACUCUCUAUGACAUGUAUGACAUACAUCUAUCUUCAUGUCUUUGCACAUUCCAUUGUGAACCAAUGUUGAAAGUGGCGUCUUUAACAGUGUGUUGUAAUAUAAUGAUAUGUACUAGGAUUGCCUUGAAUCGACCUCUUUCUGUAUAAGGUGAGGAAAGGGUGGCUGUAUGAGGAGAAGGGAGGCCAUUACAUGCCUGUGUAAUAGUACUUACUAGUUUUACAUUAUUGUUUUUAUACUGAAAAUACAUGUAAUUCAUUGCAAAAACUUAAAAAACAUGUGAAACUGGGAAUUUUUUAACUUCAUCCUGAAGGGAAAAAUCAGGAAAUUUGUUUUCUUGAAAAGCUGGGGACCCCUGUCAUAUGAUUCAACUAUUGACAUAGUUGCCAACCAUUGUAGUUAUGACAUUGUAAUCCCAUAUCCCAUUGUCAAAUAGGCCUUUAAACUGUCAAUUAUUAUUUACAGUCACAUUCUUUCUUAGAAAAUGGUGUAAAAAGACCAGGAUCUAAGCUGUGUAAAUCAUCAAAUAAUUGCUGGUAUGUACAUGAUCAAAUGUCUUUAUUAUUAUUAUUCUGGUUUUUCAUUUCUUCAGGGUGUCAUGCUGACAGAAUCGCCUGAAAGUCUUAAUGAAAAAAAAAAGACUUCAAACAUUGUUGCAAUUUGAUAGAUAUGGCCCCGUUUUUGUGUAUAUCCCCCAGUCUUCCGAAAUACUGAAAACAGACAAAUUCCAUGGAAGGAACACAGAAUUUCCCCCCAAAAAUCCACUUUUUCUUGCAGAAAGUUUUCGUUAUGCAAAAUACAGUAACUUCAUCUUGGACAUGGCCUUUGUGGAUUUGGGUUAAUUUUAUAUGUUGAAAGACCAUGCUGUACCUAUGAGAAGCUGAAUAAUGUAAAAAGUAUAUAUUUUUUAUUUCAUAUUAUAAAGUACCCUCAAAAAUGGUGUGUGAUUCUUCGACCAGUGAUUUUUUUUUUUCGGGGGCUACUUUUCACAACUUACUGCCUAAAUCUGCAAUGUUGGAUGAGCUUUAAUAUUGCAGUGAAUGGGGUUUUUCAGGGCUCCUUUUUUUUUUAGUUUCCAGGGCUCUGUUGAGCAUUUCAGGAGCUAAAUCGCUGCCAGCCCCCGUAAUUUUUUUUUUCCGUCUGUGACAUCACCUCCCUCACUUGCAUACUGCCACUUUUGUGCAUUUUGUUAUAAAUGUUAAAUUAUGCAAAAAUUUCAAAUUUCAUAAUCUCUUAUUUUAUAUUCAUUAAAUUGUGAUUAAAUUUC
This is a messenger RNA of Lytechinus pictus (painted urchin), 4727 nucleotides long. RefSeq lists its product as uncharacterized. NCBI's taxonomy places the organism in Eukaryota, Metazoa, Echinodermata, Echinoidea, Temnopleuroida, Toxopneustidae. Bases 141 to 2738 code for a protein of 865 amino acids. The record is from RefSeq and is a predicted model, not a curated record. The transcript has 11 exons.